AUGACAUUGUCUAUGAAAGCUAUCCAAAUUAAGAGUACAGGUGGUGUGGAAGUUUUGGAAUAUAUUACCAUUGAGCGUCCUAAAAUUACUGAACCGAUGGACGUAUUGGUGAAAAACAAUUUUAUUGGAGUGAAUUUUAUCGAUACAUAUCAUAGAUCUGGAGUUUAUAACCUUUCGCUUCCUGCAGUACUCGGUCGAGAAGGUGCAGGCAUCGUAGAAUCAGUUGGUGAUGGUGUAAAAGACAUCAAGCCUGGAGAUUGUGUAGCUUACCUUGGAGCUUCAUCUUAUGCCGAAUAUACAAAAGCGCCUUCAAGCUAUGUUACUAAAGUGCCAAAUGGUAUCGAUUCAAGAUUGGCUGCUGCUUCUCUUCUUCAGGGUCUAACUUCGUGGACCUUGGUAACUCAAUCUUAUGAAGUGAAAAAAGAUGAUUGGGUUCUUAUCCAUGCAGCCGCGGGUGGUACCGGUCUUCUUCUCGUGCAACUUGUGAAAAAUCUUGGUGCUCAUGCAAUUGGUACUGUCUCUAAUGAUGAGAAGGCUAAAUUAGCAAUUGCCGCUGGAGUGAAACAUGUAAUUAACUAUACUACCCAGAAUGUUGUUGAGGAAGUCAUGCGUAUUACCGAUAAUCAGGGUGUACAUGCAGUUUUCGACGGAGUGGGCAAAGAUACUUUCGAAAUUUCUCUGGCUUGUGCACGUCGUUUAGGAUCGUUUAUUUCAUUUGGAAAUGCGAGUGGCAUAAUACCACCAUUUGAUAUUUUAAAGCUUUCUGCUAAAAAUUUAAAGUUGAUGAGGCCUACGUUAUUUAAAUACAUUGAAACCGAAGAAGAGUUUAAAAAGUAUACAGCAGAAUUAUUUACGAUUAUUAAAGAAGGAAAGUUGGAUAUUAAAAUUUGGAAGACAUAUAAAUUAAGCGAUGUGAAGCAAGCCCAUCAGGAUUUGGAAGGAAGAAAGUCAACAGGAAAAUUGAUACUGCAGCCUUAA
Scutellospora calospora is the source of this 978-nucleotide messenger RNA. Lineage: Eukaryota; Fungi; Glomeromycota; Glomeromycetes; Diversisporales; Gigasporaceae. The record is from the annotation of a GenBank genome assembly.